This is a messenger RNA of Knipowitschia caucasica, 423 nucleotides long. NCBI's taxonomy places the organism in Eukaryota, Metazoa, Chordata, Actinopteri, Gobiiformes, Gobiidae. The record is from the annotation of a GenBank genome assembly.
AUGCCAGCUGGCAGCCUGUCUGUCCCAUCUGUGGAGCCUAGGAGAGUGUGCAGUAAUCUCCUGGAGACAGCGGCUCAGCUCGAGCCAGAUUUAAAGGGAUAUGGCCAGCUGGCCGGGCAUGGACAGGUCUGCGAAGGAGGUAGAAGGGCAGGAGAAGGCCACAGCGAUGGAGGGAGGAGCAGGCAGGCCUGGGGCUCUUAUCGCUGUGCCACAGUGGCGUGCCGGUACUCCAGCGCUCUCAAAGCCGCCACAUUCCCUUUGUAUCUGCCUGGAGAAGCCUGUUUACCUUUCACUGGCUUGAUAUUCCUAUUAGAGCCGCUGACUAUUUACUCAGUGCCAUUGCCGCCUCCUCUGCCUCCGACGGGCAAUGGGCUGUCUCUCAUCUCCCCCUCAAUAUGUGGAAAAAGCCAAGCUGGGUUUUGA